Messenger RNA from Danaus chrysippus (African queen), 483 nucleotides. The record is from the annotation of a GenBank genome assembly. Lineage: Eukaryota; Metazoa; Arthropoda; Insecta; Lepidoptera; Nymphalidae.
UUGGUCAUACAAGAGGGUCUUCUGUGUCGCGAGUGUGACACGCCGCUUGACAGUGACAAACACUUCCUCGGUCGCACGUCGCGCAGCAAGUGUCCAUAUGCUACAUCAUGUUACCGAGCGAUGUUGAGACACAGUGGAUAUUGCGCCGGCUCACUUUCACUGGAGGCCGCUCCUAGACCCGCUCCCACGCUAUACUGCAUCUGCGAAUACUCUACAGACAUAAGCACGGACAUUCUAUCGCAUCUCCUCGUGACACAACACACAAACGCGUACUUAACUGAGGAACUAGCACGGGCCAACACCGUCAGGGAAGAACCAAAACCUGCUGAUGAAGUAGAGCCUAUGAUUCCAGUGUACGCUGAAGGCUGUGAGCUGACGGCCAACGUGCUCUUCUACAUGGAUCAUCUCAAACAACACCAGGACAAGGAGCUGGAGAUUAAAUGUACGAGAUGUGUGCUGAGAUUCGUACGUCUCGGUGAAUAA